Sinocyclocheilus grahami is the source of this 674-nucleotide messenger RNA. Its product is annotated as histone H4. Bases 64 to 375 code for a protein of 103 amino acids. Gene Ontology annotation, cellular component: nucleosome. The record is from RefSeq and is a predicted model, not a curated record. The transcript has a single exon. Lineage: Eukaryota; Metazoa; Chordata; Actinopteri; Cypriniformes; Cyprinidae. Gene Ontology annotation, molecular function: protein heterodimerization activity; structural constituent of chromatin; DNA binding.
UCCCUGGAGCUCUUGUCUAUUAUUCGUGUUCGUCGCUAGAUUGAAACAAGAAGUAUCCUCAGCAUGUCUGGAAGAGGCAAAGGCGGUAAAGGUCUCGGGAAAGGAGGCGCUAAGCGCCACCGAAAGGUCCUCCGGGAUAACAUCCAGGGCAUCACUAAACCCGCUAUUCGUCGUCUGGCGCGCCGCGGCGGCGUCAAGCGCAUCUCUGGUCUGAUCUACGAGGAGACGCGCGGCGUGCUGAAGGUGUUUCUGGAGAACGUGAUUCGAGAUGCUGUGACCUACACGGAGCACGCUAAAAGAAAGACCGUCACCGCCAUGGAUGUGGUGUAUGCUCUGAAGCGACAGGGACGCACUCUGUACGGAUUCGGAGGAUAAAAGCCUGUAAACAGCCACCCACACUCUCACAUAAAGAGCCACCCACACUCUCACAUAAAGAGUCAAAGUUGAAGUGAAAAUAAACGACACACUGCUUGUGAAUUGACCCCUUCUGAAAAGUGAGGCUUAAUGCUGUUGUGUGUGUUUCUGGGAAUGAGUGUAAGUUACUCGUGUCUUUGAGCCGAUAACUGAUUCUGUAGUUCUUUCUUUUCUUAUUUUUAUUAGCUGUCUUAUCACUCGUUGCUUUUGUGCUGUUGAAGCUUUUGUCACCAAAACAACUAUCGUGUGUAUAAACACAU